GUCACGUUGCGGCACUUGAAGUUUAAUCAUCAAUAGAUUCGUGAAAUCAUAAAGUUCUCAAUGUCUAUCUAGAAGUAGUAGUCAGCGAGAAAUUCUCGACUUCAAUUCGCAGUGCUUUCAGACGAUUUUAAUUCUUAAAUUUAUUUGCAUUGUCCAUUGAAAAACUUACUUGUAGGUAAUCUCAUUUGUAAAUAAUAAAAAUGAAGUACCUGUGCAGUUUGUUCGCGGUAGUAUUCUGUCUCGUGAGUUCACCUAGAUAUAUCAAUAGUGCUAGAAUAUUGGCAGUGGUCCCUUUAGAUUCAAAGAGUCACUUUAUCAUGUUCGAAGCUGUAAUGAAAAGUCUCGCCGAUGCUGGGCACCAAGUUGACGUGUACAGUUAUUUUCCCCAGAAGAGACCAUACCCGAAUUACACGGACAUAACUAUCGGAGAUAUUAAUGAAACCCCAGCUGAAGUAGGUCUGACAUACGACUUAAUCCAUGGUCAGUGGAGUAUGAAAGAUAUCAUGAUUGAACUAGGUGGAAACUUGCCCUGCCAAUCAUUGGGACACCCUCAACUGCAGAAACUGAUAAAAAGUCCACCGACAGAUCCGCCCUAUGAUCUUGUUAUUACGGAGUCAUUCUACGGUAGCUGCUGGUAUGCCUUUGGACGACACUUGAAAGUCCCGUUGGUUACUCUUUCCACCAGAUCAUUACUGACAUUCUGCAACGCGCCGAUCGGAAAUCCUGAGAAUACAGCAUUCGUGUCGGAGAUCGAUGACGGCUCGAUUCUGCACAUGAAUUUCUGGCAGCGUUUUAAGAAUACGCUUGUCACGCUAUGGAGAAACCACGAGUUCAAUUAUGAUACAGCAGAGGUGCAAAGUGACAUCGUAAAGAAGUACUUUGGUCCGCAUAUGCCAGGCGUUAGAGAACUUGAGCAAGACGUGGCUCUAAUUUUGGUCAACGUACAUCACAUAUUGAACGGAAUUCGACCUUCGACCCCAGCUGUAGUUGACAUUGGUGGAAUACAUGUAAAAGAUGACGAUACUGUACUACCCACGGACUUGGGCAAGUGGUUGGAUGAUAGCACAGAUGGUUUUAUCUACUUCACCUUCGGAUCAAUGAUCAAAAUCGAGUCCUUUCCCAAGACUACGCUUGCAGAGCUGUACGCAGGCCUGGCCGAAAUAGCGCCUAUUCGCGUGUUGAUGAAAAUAAUUGCACCUGAAGAGCUGCCACCUAAUCUACCGGAUAAUGUGCUGAUCAUGAAAUGGAUUCCGCAGAUUAAAGUAUUAAAACACAAAAAUAUAAGGGCAUUUGUUACGCACGGUGGUGCGUUGAGUAUCCAGGAAACUCUGACCUUUGCAGUUCCGGUUAUCGGCAUCCCGAUUUUUGCGGACCAGCCAGCUAAUAUAAGAAAUUGCGUGGAACGUAAAAUCGCUGUAAUGUUAGAUUACAAGAGUUUUACGGCAGAAAAGUUUGUCGAGGCUGUAAAUGCCACGGUCUACAACCCACAGUACAAACAGAACAUGGUUGCUUUAUCCAAGAAGUUUUUGGAUCGACCGUUAAGCCUCCAGGACACUGCAGUUUACUGGAUCGAGUACAUCCUCAAACACGGUGAAGACUCAUUGCGAUCGCCAGCGUUAAAAUUGACGUGGUGGCAGGUGGCCUUGCUGGACGUUUACGGAUGCAUUCUCACAGCAUUUUUAAUAGUGCUGUACUUAGCUAAACUAAUUCUCUUGACGGUUUUACGCCACAUUGUUUAUGCAGAAAAAAAAUUUCCAACGCCGAAGAAGACGAACUAA
This is a messenger RNA of Diprion similis, 1778 nucleotides long. RefSeq names its product UDP-glucosyltransferase 2-like. The record is from RefSeq and is a predicted model, not a curated record. Gene Ontology annotation, molecular function: UDP-glycosyltransferase activity. The transcript is spliced from 5 exons. The coding region runs from base 201 to 1778 and encodes 525 amino acids. NCBI's taxonomy places the organism in Eukaryota, Metazoa, Arthropoda, Insecta, Hymenoptera, Diprionidae.